GAUGACCACAAACUCAGCAUUAAGGAAUUGGAAAAGAAAUAUGGUACAGACAUCAUUACGGGUCUCUCCAGCACCAGAGCCGCUGAGCUGCUGGCUCGGGAUGGACCCAACGCCCUCACCCCCCCCAAGCAGACGCCAGAGAUGAUCAAGUUCCUCAAGCAGAUGGUGGGGGGGUUCUCUAUCCUUCUGUGGGUAGGAGCCGUCCUGUGCUGGAUCGCAUUUGGGAUUCAGUACACCAGCAAUAGAUCCUCUUCCCUGGACAGUUUGUACUUGGGCUGCGUACUUGUCCUGGUUGUUAUUCUCACGGGGAUCUUUGCUUACUACCAAGAGGCGAAAAGCACCAACAUCAUGUCCAGCUUCAGUAAGAUGAUCCCGCAGCAAGCUCUUGUCAUCCGAGACUCAGAGAAGAAGAUAGUUCCCGCAGAGCAGCUGGUGGUGGGGGACAUCGUGGAAAUUAAAGGAGGAGACCAGGUGCCUGCGGACAUCAGGCUGCUGUCUUCACAGGGGUGCAGGGUGGAUAACUCAUCUCUCACUGGGGAAUCUGAGCCCCAGCCCCGCUCCCCUGAGUUUACCCAUGAAAACCCCCUGGAAACAAAGAACAUCGGCUUCUAUUCUACAACCUGUCUGGAAGGCACGGCCACUGGCAUGGUCAUCAACACGGGGGACCGCACCGUCAUUGGUCACAUUGCCUCCUUGGCUUCAGGAGUUGGAAAUGAGAAGACACCGAUCGCCAUUGAGAUCGAGCACUUUGUUCACAUCGUGGCCGGAGUGGCUGUCUCCAUCGGCAUCAUUUUCUUCAUCAUCGCAGUGUCCAUGAAGUAUGACAUCCUGGACUCCAUCAUCUUCCUCAUUGGCAUCAUUGUGGCCAAUGUGCCUGAGGGCCUCCUGGCCACUGUCACUGUGACCCUAUCGCUGACAGCAAAACGGAUGGCCAAGAAGAACUGCCUGGUAAAGAACCUGGAGGCGGUGGAGACUCUGGGUUCCACCUCCAUCAUCUGCUCAGACAAGACGGGGACUCUGACCCAGAACAGGAUGACCGUGGCCCAUCUGUGGUUCGACAAUCAGAUCUUCGUGGCCGACACUAGUGAAGACCAUUCAAACCAAGCCUUUGACCAAAGCUCUGGAACCUGGGCCUCCUUAUCCACGAUAAUAGCAUUGUGCAACCGAGCUGAGUUCAAGCCAGGACAGGAGAGUGUCCCCAUCAUGAAGAAAGUCGUGGUUGGAGAUGCCUCAGAAUCUGCUCUUUUGAAAUUCUCCGAGGUGGUUUUGGGUGAUGUGAUGGAAAUUAGAAAAAGAAACCGCAAAGUAGCUGAAAUCCCUUUUAACUCUACCAACAAAUUUCAGCUCUCCAUACACGAGACAGGCAACCCCGAUGACAAGCACUUCCUCGUGGUGAUGAAGGGAGCCCCGGAGAAGAUCCUGGAGAGGUGCAGCACCAUCAUGGUCGAUGGCCAGGAGAAGCCUCUGGUCAAGAGCGCGACCGAGGCCUUCCACACGGCCUACAUGGAGCUGGGCGGGCUGGGCGAGCGCGUGCUGGGUUUCUGCCAUCUCUACCUGCCAGCAGAUAAGUUCCCAGAAAACUACUCCUUCGAUGUAGACACCAUGAACUUUCCCACCUCCAACUUCUGCUUUGUGGGGCUCUUGUCAAUGAUCGACCCGCCUCGGUCCACCGUGCCAGACGCAGUCACCAAAUGCCGGAGUGCAGGGAUCAAGGUUAUUAUGGUUACAGGUGAUCAUCCCAUCACAGCCAAAGCUAUCGCCAAGAGUGUAGGGAUCAUCUCAGCCGGCAGUGAGACCGUGGAAGACAUUGCAAGCCGCCUCAACGUGGCCGUGGAGCGAGUGAACAAGCGGGAUGCUAGAGCCACUGUCGUGACUGGCAUGGAGCUGAAGGACAUGAGCCCGGAACAGCUGGACGAGGUCUUAACCAACUACUCGGAAAUCGUCUUCGCGCGGACGUCCCCCCAGCAGAAGCUGAUCAUCGUGGAGGGCUGUCAGAGGCAGGACGCAGUUGUCGCUGUGACAGGGGAUGGGGUUAAUGACUCCCCAGCUCUGAAGAAGGCAGACAUUGGGAUUGCCAUGGGGAUAGCAGGUUCCGACGCAGCCAAGAACGCAGCUGACAUGGUCUUGCUGGAUGACAACUUUGCGUCCAUAGUCACGGGGGUGGAGGAAGGUCGCCUGAUCUUUGACAACCUGAAGAAGACUAUCGCUUAUACCUUGACCAAGAACAUUGCUGAGCUUUGCCCCUUUCUGAUCUAUAUCAUCGCGGGGCUGCCCCUGCCCAUCGGCACCAUUACCAUCCUGUUCAUCGACUUGGGCACAGACAUAAUCCCCUCCAUUGCCUUGGCGUAUGAGAAAGCUGAAAGUGACAUCAUGAACAGGAAGCCUCGCCACAAGAAGAAGGACAGGCUGGUGAACGCACCACUUGCCGUCUACUCUUACCUGCACAUUGGCCUCAUGCAAGCCCUGGGAGCGUUCGUUGUGUAUUUCGUCGUGUAUGCGCAGGAGGGCUUUCGACCCGGCGCUCUCAUUGGCCUGCGGGAAGAAUGGGAAAAGGACCACGUGAACGACUUGGAAGACAGCUACGGGCAGGAGUGGACAAACUACCAGAGGAAAUACCUACAAUGGACAGGCUACACGGCCUUCUUUGUUGGCAUCAUGGUCCAACAAAUAGCAGAUCUGAUCAUCAGGAAAACCCGGAGGAAUUCCAUCUUCCAGCAGGGUCUCUUCAGAAACAAAGUCAUCUGGGUGGGGAUUGCAUCACAGAUCGUCAUUGCACUGAUCCUCUCCUGUGGCCUCGGAAGUGUCAGGGCCCUGAGUUUCACCACGCUCAAGCCUCAGUACUGGUUUGUGGCAGUGCCAUUCGCCAUCCUGAUCUGGGUGUAUGACGAGGUGCGGAAGCUCUUGAUCAGGCUCUACCCUGGAAGCUGGUGGGAUAAGAACAUGUAUUAUUAAGACCACCUCGCGUCUCACGUCUCCCAAAGGCACGGGGGCGCAUUCUCACUCAUCCUUCAGCCACUUGCUGGGAGGUCUCUGUGCAGUGUGAUGUCAUCAAAAUCCAUCAAGAGGGAACUUGCAUAUAGAAAACUGCAUGAGAGAUAUUCCCCGAUGUUUUGUACUUUAAACUGAAAUUUGACUAUGUACAUAUGAUUUUCAUCUCUAUCUCCAUCUCCUUAUUUUAAAAUACAUGAAUUUCAAGGUAAUGGUAUGGGG
Messenger RNA from Galeopterus variegatus (Sunda flying lemur), 3210 nucleotides. RefSeq names its product ATPase, H+/K+ transporting, nongastric, alpha polypeptide (gene ATP12A). NCBI's taxonomy places the organism in Eukaryota, Metazoa, Chordata, Mammalia, Dermoptera, Cynocephalidae. The record is from RefSeq and is a predicted model, not a curated record. Gene Ontology annotation, cellular component: membrane. Gene Ontology annotation, molecular function: ATP binding; ATP hydrolysis activity; P-type sodium:potassium-exchanging transporter activity. Gene Ontology annotation, biological process: sodium ion export across plasma membrane; proton transmembrane transport; intracellular sodium ion homeostasis. Bases 142 to 2952 code for a protein of 936 amino acids. The transcript has 21 exons.